Lolium rigidum is the source of this 1512-nucleotide messenger RNA. Its product is annotated as cytochrome P450 76M5-like. The record is from RefSeq and is a predicted model, not a curated record. Gene Ontology annotation, molecular function: monooxygenase activity; heme binding; oxidoreductase activity, acting on paired donors, with incorporation or reduction of molecular oxygen. NCBI's taxonomy places the organism in Eukaryota, Viridiplantae, Streptophyta, Magnoliopsida, Poales, Poaceae. The coding region runs from base 1 to 1512 and encodes 503 amino acids. The transcript has 2 exons.
AUGGAAGCUUCCACUAUGCAAUGGCUCCUCUACAUCUCUGCCGCCUCAUGCGUCCUCUACAAAGUCUUCGUCUCUUGCAGAAACAGCUCGAACGCGAGCUCCAGCAAUGCGCGGCGGCCGCCGGGCCCGGUGCCAAUUCCUCUCUUCGGCAACAUCUUCGACCUGCAAGGCGAGCCGCACCACGCCCUUGCCAAGCUCGCCGCAGUGCACGGCCCCGUCAUGUCCCUCAAGUUUGGCACCACAACUGCCAUCGUCGCCUCCUCCGCGGCGGGCGCCCGCGACGUACUGCAGAAGUACGAUCACCUCCUGGCGGCACGGUCCAUCACGGACGCCGGGCGCGCGCUUGGAAACCACGAGCGCUCCAUCGUCUGGCUGCCGUGCACCAGCCCGCUGUGGAAGCGCCUCCGCGCCGUGUGCACCAACCACCUCUUCUCGGCGCGCAGCCUCGACGCGACCCGUGCUGUGCGGGAGGAGAAGGUGAGGGAGCUCGUCGGCUGCCUCCACGGGCACGCCGGCGAGACCGUGGAAGUCGGGCGCGUCGUCUUCUCCGGGGUGCUUAACCUCGUAUCCAACGUUCUCUUCUCCGAGGACGUGGCCGACAUGAGCUCGGAAGGGGCACAGGAGCUUGAGAUGCUGAUCAGGGGCAUGGUGGAGGAGUUCACAAGGCCCAACCUCUCAGACCUCUUCCCCGUGCUCUCCGCGCUCGACUUGCAGGGCUGCCGUCGGCGCAGCGCCCAGCACCUUAGGAGGUUCAGUGACUUUUUCGAUCGGAUCGUUGGCCGCCGCAUGAAAGGUGCCGCCGCAGGUGAAAGGAACGAUGAUUUCUUGGACGUGCUACUCCAGCUUCACUCGGAGAAUCAGCUCAGUCUCGAGUCUCUCAAUUGUUUUCUUCAGGACCUCUUCAUUUCAGGGGCAGAGACGAACUCAAUCACGGUGGAGUGGACAAUGGCCGAGCUACUACGGCAACCUGCCGUGAUGACAAAGGUCCGCGACGAGUUGCGGGAAGCUCUCGGCUCAAAGAAGCACCCGGACGAGUCUGACAUCGGCAAGAUGCCGUACCUCCGGGCCGUGGUGAUGGAGACGAUGCGGUUGCACCCGGCGAGCCCGCUGAUGAUGCCGCACGAGGCCAUGGCCAACGGUGCCGAGGUCGGCGGCUUCGCGGUGUCCAAGGGAACCAAAGUGAUCGUCAACCUGUGGGCCAUUAUGCGCGACCCGGCAUCAUGGACGCAGCCUGAAGAGUUCGUGCCAGAGAGGUUCCUAGGGGCAGACUUGGAUUUCAGGAGCAAGGACCAGGCGGAGUUCAUGCCGUUCGGAGCGGGGAGGAGGGCAUGCCCCGGGACGCCGAUGGCGACAAGGGUGGUAACGCUGAUCCUCGCGUCUUUGCUGCACGCAUUCGAAUGGAGGUUGCCCGAAGGGAUGCAGCCGUGCGACGUGGAUGUUAGGGAUAGGUUUGCCACGUCUCUCAAAAUGCUCACGCCCCUCAAGGCUGUGCCCGUUCCGUUGUUCCAGUGA